This is a messenger RNA of Symbiodinium pilosum, 1107 nucleotides long. Lineage: Eukaryota; Dinophyceae; Suessiales; Symbiodiniaceae. The record is from the annotation of a GenBank genome assembly.
AUGCAAAGCCUGUCAAUCCUCCAUGCAGACCAGAACGGCUUCAGGCCGGCCUCCGCAGCCUUCGGCCCCGAGUCUGCUGCCUUGGCUCGCCUCAAGGCCGUGCAUGAGCUGGAUCAGAAGUCCAUCUUGAGUUCCAUGGAGGCGAAUGCGGUGAGGCGCAAGGAGCAGGGGAAUCUGGCCAUGGAGAAUGCCGAGUACCAUCAUGCUGUGAAGGAGUACAGCUAUGCCCUCAGUCAUGCCCAGGACAUGAUGGACUUCCUGGAGGUGGAAAAAACGCAGCCGCUGAACGGAUACCAGCUGAGAGCAUUAGCCAAGGGAGUGCCACUGCCUGGCCGCGGGCCGGUGGCUUUGCAGCCCUUUCGAGCAGUGGUGCUUGCCAGCCGGGCCUUGGCUUUCCUGCGCCUGCAUGCUUACAACCGCGCCGCAGAGGAUGCUGAGCUCGCGUGCCAGCUGGAGCCGAGAUACUUGAAGGCGUGGAUCCGACGGGCCGCUGCCCUCGCUGCUGCCAACCUUCGAGAGCAAGCUGUCCAGGUUUUGGAUGAGGCCCUACGGACUGCCUGUCCAACAGACUGCUUGCGUGAGCAGGUGUGCAAACUGAUUGUGAACCUGCGGAGCCUGGUCAACGUCGAGGUUAAGGCACCAGAAAAGGACUUGCCAGUAAUCUUCAGGGAUGCUGACACAGCUCAGCACAAGAAAUGGCGAAAGGCAUCUACACAGCCGCGAGAUGUCGGGAGGCCCAUUGCUGGCGCUCCUGCAGCAGUCUCGCGCCCAAGCUCCCUGAAGGAGGAUUGGAACCCUGCGCCAACAGGUAAAUGGUCGCAAUCUGAAGGCGAAUUGUGGUUGAUACUGCCUUUGCCAAGGAAGCCAAAGGUGUCAGAAGUGAGCGUCCAGAUUCGGCCACGGCAUCUCCGAGUGCUGCUUCGCCAGCCCAAAGAGUCGCGGGAGCAGGAGAACGACAGAUUCGACACGGUCCUCGAGAGAGAGGUGCUCUUUGCCGUCAAGCCUUCGGAGUCUACCUGGCAGCUUGAAGUGGUGGAUGGCCGUUGUGAGCUGCAGAUCUCCCUCCAGAAGGAAGUGGCAGAACUGGUUGCUGAGGCUUUCCGCUGA